Messenger RNA from Drosophila eugracilis, 6664 nucleotides. RefSeq names its product protein encore (gene enc). NCBI's taxonomy places the organism in Eukaryota, Metazoa, Arthropoda, Insecta, Diptera, Drosophilidae. The record is from RefSeq and is a predicted model, not a curated record. Gene Ontology annotation, molecular function: nucleic acid binding. Bases 254 to 6061 code for a protein of 1935 amino acids. The transcript has 13 exons.
UCACUUUCAAGGGGCCAAAAUUACAAUUUUUUCGUGAAAAUGCGUGCCACAAAGGCCUAAACAAAAUAGGAAAACACCGCGAAAAACACCCAAAUUUGCAGUGCCGAUCCCGUUGAUUGUUCGCCCCGGAAAACUAAGAAAUUAGGUGCAGAUCUAAAGGAAAAAGGAGAGCACUGCAAAGGAAAAGCAACAACAACAACGACUCGCCAUGGGCAGCAGAACUGAAAAUGUACACUUGACAUAAACUGUGAUUAUGAGUUCCACAAAAUCUCAAGUAGCCCUAGCUACGAAUAUUCCAACCAAUUUAUCCUCUGCCGCUUCUGCCUCAACAGCGGCCGCUGCGGCCGCCGUUGUUGUUGUUGCCAGUGCCAACGCCGCCGUUGCCUCAAACACUAACUCAUCCGGAGUGGGUUCAGGACCAGGAGCAGGAACAGGAACAGGAGUAACAGGAUCAGUAGCUACCGGAUCAACAACAGGAUCAACAACAGUCGUCACAUCAGCAACAUCCGCACCAACAACAUCCUCCAAUUCCGUUGCAACAAUCUCAAGCAACUGCAGCAGCAGCAACAUCAACAACAACUGCGGCGAAGAGUGCCAGACGGUGGUCGGAUCCAGUGGAUCCUCCAACUUGGGACGCCAGAACAGCUUUGGCAAUAGACGAGGCAACAUGAAGGGCAAACAUCUGACGCGCAGCCAUGCGAUGCGUGAGUCCACUUCGCCACCUCGCACGCCAACGCCGCGGGCUGCCUCUGAACAGCAGCAGCUCCAGGGGGAAUCCCACGAGCACAACAACAAUAAUAACAAUAAUAUCAACAGCAAAGCACAAUCAACUGGAAGGGGCAACUCGCCGUUGAUGGAGACACCAGCCGUGAUUGUCACUAGUCAGCAACCGCAGCAGCAGCAACAGCAGCAGCAACAGCAGCAGCAACAGCAACAGCAGCAUGUGCCUCCGAAGCCUCAGCAGAACGUGCCACUCAGCAAUGAGGCGGAGUUCCCGAAGCUAUCGCCACCAAAGAAGUCCGGUGGUCAGCACAACCGCACCAACAGCAAUGGCAGCAGUAUGGAGUACAAUAACAACAGCAGCAACAAGAAGUUUGUGGUUGAUCUAAAGGCCAAUGGUUUGGACAACAACAACAAGCAACAUAACAACUCCAAUACGGGUGUACUCUACAACUCCGGGAUGAACUACAAGGCGGCGGAGCGACAUGAUCGCCACGAGCGUCAUGAGAUGUCCAGCCAGAACAGCAAUCUGAGCAACAACCAUGAUGAGGAGCCGUAUCAUUAUGAGCCCAGAGGUGGAGGCGGUGGCAAGAAGCAUCGUCCCAACACCAAUGCCAAAGGUAAUAAACCACGGUUGAAGAAUCUCGGUGGCAGCUCAUCUGGCAGCAUUGAUUUAGGAGGCGGCGGCGGCAACGGAAAUGGUAACAUGUCCAACAAUGGCAUGUCCAACAACUCGAGCAACAACACCUCGGGCUUCAUAUCGCGCGUCUUUCAUCAAUCAGAGAACUCGAGUGAGCAGUACACGGACUAUGGCGGCACCGAUCUGCUGGUCUUCUUCCGGGACACGCUCAACAAGAACCCCAAGGAUCGCAAUAUCCUACUGAAGAUCGAGAAGGAUCUAAUGGAGUUCGUCCAGGAAAAUAGUCGCGGUUGUGAGUAUCGUUUUCCUCCAGCUUCCUCCUACAAUCGCAUGCUAAUCCAUCGCACGGCCGCCUUCUUUGGCAUGGAGCACAACGUGGACACAGAGACGCAGCAGUGUGUGAUUGUGGCCGUGGCCAAGAACACGCGUAUACCGGAGAUCCGCUUCCAGUCGCUGGUGCGCGACGAUGCACGCAAGUCAAUUCUGAAGCGGGACACGCACAGCUUCGACGAGGUGCGCCAGUCACCGUAUUUGUGCCCCCUCUCCCUGGACCGGAAGGCCAAGAGCUUUGAGGAGCGUGAGGAGGACUAUGAUCGGGCGCGCAGCCGUAUCUUUAGCCGAACGGGUGGCAAUCAUGAGGGAUAUUCCGGUGGUGGUGAGGAGGAGUGCUAUGGCGGCUGGGAGCAGCAGCAACAGCAGCAGAAGCAAUCUCAGCCCCCCAGACCUAAGAGGCCCAAUGGAAAGAUGCUGCAGAUGCAGAACUCCACGGAAUCACGUGAUGGCAUGCGAUCCGGAGGAGCCGUGCCCAAGUCUCACAACUUUGGCAACUACGGCGGACCGCCUAGUUCAGGCGGACCUGGCAACAACUCCUUGCCACGAGGCGACUCAACUAACUCGAUCAAAAGUGGACGCGGCGGUUUCGUGAAGCAGGAUUCGACUGGCAGCACUCCGUGGCGACUGUCUCCUUCCAGCAGUGGCUAUAAGACACGCACCCAAUCCGUGCGCUCCGACUCCGUAACGCCAUCGCCGACGGGUUACGGCAGCGACAGGCAGACGCCGGAGUUAAACCACGCACCCAUGGUGGGUGCCCACAGCCGGGUGGCAUCAACCAUGACAUCGUGUGGUGUUGUCUGCGGUACAGGAUCAGGAGCAGUCAACACAUCUCCCGUGGAAAUGGGCAACGAAGCCAUCGGGGCUGAUCCAUCGUCCACGACCAAUUGCUCGUCGGGAACGUCGGGACUCGUCUGGGCCGUCACAGACAUUUCGAAUGUGCCAAUUGGCAGCCUCCUCAUUGAUCCGCAAACCCUCCAACCAAUUGUCAAUGCAGACGGUUCCAUCUACCAUUACGACCCGUCCAAUCUGCCGCCCAACCAGGCGCUUCAGCACACGGGCAAUCAGUAUCAGUCGCAGAACCAAGGCAACUCCUCCGGUGGCUACAACAACUAUCGCAAAUCGUCGCCACACCAGCAACAGCAGCAGCAGCAACAGUCCCAGCAGCAACAUCAGCAGCCGCAGCAGCAACAUCAGCAGCAACCAAACCAGCAAUAUGCCACCACUGAGCUGUCCUGCAGCUCCACCGAAAGUUAUGCCGAGGAGGAAGCACAGUCGCCAGGAAUUGAAUGUUCCGAGGGAUACGAGAGCUACGAGCAGCAAUCGUUGCCUGUCCAGCAGCAACUUUCGGGCAACGGGGAUACAUCCAGCAUUAAAGGCGACGAUUGUGAUAGCCUGACCAGUGCCACCGCCUGUCUGAGCAUCACCACAUCCACCUCAACGAAGAACUACGAUCGCAUCGAGGUUCAGAAGUACAAAAAUCAGGCAACCAGUCCGAAUAUACCCGCCUGUUGUGCCGUCGUUGAGAAGCUGGAAUUGGAGACUGCAGUGCAACAGGAGCAGGAACAGGAACCAAUGGCUGGACCCUCAUCUUCCGGUUCAGCUACCUCUUCUGUGGGCAUCACUGAACUCCCGUCUAGCCAGACACCGCUCCCGAUGGCUACGCAGGUGAACUGUGACCUACAAUCGGUCUCGCCCAGCUCCACGCCCUACAGCCAGUGUGAGGUGAAGACACCUAGCCAGAGUCAUGCGCCCAGUGCCGCCGUCGAAGAGCCCAAGACCACCACCUGGACGUACACACAGAGCUACCAGGCGCCAGACGGAUCCACUGUCUUUCACACCACCACUACGCCCAACGGGGCAGCGCCCUACUGCGCCACCACAUAUCAGCAGGGGCCCGAUGGCAGUAUCUAUGCGGUGCCGCAAGGUAUGGUUUACGCUGCCUAUCCGCAACCCGGUGUAGGCACAGCCGGCGGUGCCUCGCAGCCGCUCUUCCAACUGACCACCAGCAGUCAUCCGCCCGGUCAGACUCUCUUUGCCUCCCCUGAGGCAGGCGGAGAGAUACCCGGCGGUACCUACAUGAUACCUGUCUUCGAUCCCGCUCAGCAGCCGCGCGAGGGACUUAUCCCGGCGCAGGCCAUCUACCAGGCGGGACCUGGCGGACCAGGAGCCACCACAGUGAUGCCAAUGGCGGCGGCGGCUGCCUAUCCAACGGCGCAGUUUGCUACGGCAGCGGCUCCCAAUGGUGGGCCCAUCUACCAGGCGCCGCUCAUUUACUCCAGCGAACCGGGCGGUGCAGCUCAGCUGCAACAGCUUCCGAUGGCUCCGUAUCCGAUUCAAUACUCCUACCCGUACUACCAGCCCAUCUCGUACUACGUGCCCCAGCAGGCGGUGGCCGCAGCGCCCCUAGUGGCCUCUCAGCCACCAGUGGGACAGGCUCCGAUGCAACAACAGGCGGCGCAUACGGGAUCUGGGACGGCCACUGGUCCACCCACGGUUGUUUCAGUUUCAGGCCAACAGCACCACCAGUCACAUGCGCAGCACCACCAUCAGCAGCAGCACUCGAGCAACGGAUCAGUGGUGACCUCCAGUGGCUAUGGCACUCGAGUGAAGCGCACACCAGGCGGUGGCUCCAUCCACUACAAUGCCAACUACACACCGAAUUCGGUGACUCAUGCCGGUGGUGGCCAUCAUCCGUCGGCAGGUUCUGCCCAGAUCAUUGCUGCGCCGGCGGCCAGCACAACCACAUAUCAUGCGCUGCCCACACUGACGCUGGCCCACGGUGGUGCAGCGGCUGGCACGGAUCUCAGUGGUGCGGCUGGUGCCCAUGUGUACGCUCUGCCCGCUCAACAUGCCACCGCGCUGAUCCCAACGAAUAUCUUCCCCUACGCAGCGGCGGCGGCAGCAGCGGCCGGAGGACCAGGAGGUCCUCCAACAGCUCCUCAGGUGGUGCAACAGGCGCCCCCACCACCACCACAGAGUGCUCCCCAUCAUGCUCUUAUCUCAGCGGGUCCUUUUUACCCUGCCAACGGUGGUAACAUGGAUCCAGGGGCUUCGCAAUCAGCUCCUAGCACUCCAGCGGCUCCUGGUAGGCAGGCUCCGCUGUUCAGCACUCCGCCGGCUCCAAACAAUGGAAGCAGUGGCAGCAGCAGUGCGGGUGGAGGCGGCAACAGCGGGGGCUAUCACAGCAACAGCUCCACGCCGCACUACUACCAGAGCCAGAACAGCAACGAGGGCUACACAUCGCCUUACGAGAAGAGGAACCACGGAGGUGGUGCCUCAGGAGCACAUACAGUUGGAGUGCGCAAGCCAUACCAUCCAGGUGGUUACAAUCCGAGGCAUUCGGUUCCCCUGGGUAGCAUCCCCUCAGGAGCAAAGACUCCACUGCUGAACUCAAACAAUGAACCUACGCCGCGUGCCUCUCCAAGCAGCGUUAGUUUGGGUGGUGCCUCCUCAUCUGGCGGGACCACUACCUACCAGCAUCGCGGGCCACCACCCCAUACGAUGGGAGUGAAACGGGAUAACAAGCCCAAUCAGCUGCCAUUGAUCAGUGGACCACCGCCCAGUUAUGCAACCAACUCGAGUCCCGGAGUCACCAGCUACGAGGCUAAGCCGCCUGUACGGCUGAAUGCUGGAGCCGCCAGUUUCCGGAGUCAGAAGUCGAUGAACCAGGAUUACCGCCGCAGUGUUUCUCAAAGGAACUCGCCUAGCGCCAAUGGUGGAGGAAAUGGUAGCCACGAGAGCAGCAACAACUCGCCCAACAGUAUUGUGGGCAGCCAGAGCAACAGUGCUGCCAACACGCCCAAUGCAGCGGCACCGCCACCUCAACCACAGCCCACGCUAGUAAGUCACACUGGAGGAUUUGUGGUGCUUGACCAGACCACCGGAGCUGCCAUGAAUGCCUCGCCGCCUUCGCUUUAUGGCGGUGGUGGAGGCGCUCCGACUGCAGGAAUAAGCGGAGGAGCAAGUGGCACUGCGGGAGGGGCCGGCUCAAAUGGUGGCCAUCAGCCUGGCGGUGGCGGUGGCGCCCGCUCGCACAUUCCCACUGCCCAGCUGCACCACAGUGCCGCCGCUGCCGCUGCCGCAGCUGCUGGCAGCCAACAGGCCACGGCGGCGGUGCUAAGCGGCGUGGCCGCUGCGGCCGCCCUUGGUGGCUACAAUCCAAAUGGGACGUCCGGUGUGUACUUCAAGUAUGGCCAGACGUACUUUGCCCAUCCCUCGGUGGCCUUGCCCAACAGUCGGCGCUCGCCGUCAAACGAUAUCCGGCCGCAAAUGGCGCAGGUGGCCGGCAUGUAUCCCACUAUGAUGAUACAAGCGCGUCAUCCCAGUCGCCAUCCGAACCCGAACUACAAAGGUUCGCGUCCGCGGUAAAGCCAGCCGAAAAACCAAUAUAGGAAACCCAAGCAAAACAAAAACUACAUACACAUAACGGCAUACCUAAGAUAAAUAUAAAUAGCAACCUAAUCUAGUGGAACAUAAAGUAGUUGACAACCAUAAUACCAGAUACCAGAUGAAGUGGACCGGAUAAACGGAUGGAAAUGGAAAUGGAAGAGCAGCGCAGGAGGAGAAUAUAACUCGUCGAGUGCUGGUCGCAGAGUUGUCGGGCAUAAAUGGUAGCAGCUGGAGAGGAAGGGGGCGUGGCAGGGACUCAGUCACCAAGUCACCAGGUCACCAUGUCACCAGAAAACAAACCAAACUAUCCACACACACAUAAACACACUCACAGAGAAACAAUAAACACCAGAUGAGAGCCGGGGAGCGAAACAGAGCGAAGCCAUCACUGUUAUCUUCCGCAGCAAGCGAAGGGAAUGGGGGAAACCGACAAAGCAUAGCAUAUAGCCUCUAUAUAGUUAAGGAGUAUUGUACGGAUAUAGCUGCAAUAACUGAACCGCUACAGAAAAGAAAGAAAGAAUUGAAUGCUGUAUAUUUUGUGCCAUUACAAAUAGUUUUUAAAUAAAACAACAAAAUCGAGUA